Plasmodium inui San Antonio 1 is the source of this 906-nucleotide messenger RNA. RefSeq lists its product as hypothetical. The transcript is spliced from 2 exons. The record is from RefSeq and is a predicted model, not a curated record. Bases 1 to 906 code for a protein of 301 amino acids. Lineage: Eukaryota; Apicomplexa; Aconoidasida; Haemosporida; Plasmodiidae.
AUGAAAGAAAAUAAACUAAAGUUUCCCCUUUUUGUUAAAGUUGCCACCUUCAUCCUUUUAGCGCGUACAAAUCGGAUUUGCAACGAUUCGGCCCAGUUUGAAACAUCAUUGGUUAAGUAUGGGACUGGGAAUGACGAAUCUCGUUUCAGAACCCAACGAAUUUUAGGAGGAAACGAAUGGAGGCGAGAUUCCCUUCUGGCAGAUUUAUUCGAUGAUGAUGAAUUAUACAAUUAUAAUUCUGAUUACAAGUCAAGCCGUCGUGUAAAAGAUAUGCACGAUCACCACCGCCAUAGUCAUCGACAUGAACAUGGACACAGUCAUAGACAUCGCACAUCGCCAAGUAAAAGAAAGAAAAACAAUAAUGAAAAUGAUGAAAUACUUAGCUUAUCCCAAUUUUAUGUAGAUGAUGAUGAUGAAGACGAUCAUGAAACUAGUUCAGCCCAAUAUGAAUCCAGUUAUUAUGAUAGUGUAAUGAAUCUUACGAAUGAAAGAAGAUCUCAUUCGGAACACACAAUAUCAUCAAUGGAUAUCGAAUUAUAUCUAGGAUACGAAGAUGAUUUUAUUUCUGGAGGAACAGAAGGAUCUGGUAGUAUGCUUAAGAAAGCAGAUAGUUAUUGUGAAGGUAAAAUUUUCGAUUCCUUGGGUGCUUUAGACGAAUAUAAAAGAUAUGAUGGGGAACAGAGAAGAAUUAUGAAACAGGCAGCAUAUAAGAAAGGAGCAAAGGUAUUUGCUGUUCCUGGUGCAGUCGCACUAUCUCCACUAAUAAUAGCGUCGUUUUUCACUUUGAGUAAUCCUGUUAUUUGGUGUUUGGCAACUUCCGGCUGUGUAUUGGGGGCUGCUUUGUACACAAGAAGUAAGACGAAAAAUAGUCAUCGGACACGUCACGUACAGUGCAGAACUUACUAA